AUGGGAAGUGAGAGGUCGAUUUCUGGUCCAUCUGAUACUGUACAGAAAAUUAGACCAUUGCAUGGGAGGACUACUGGCCCUACAAGGCGAUCCACUAAAGGAAAUUGGACAGCUGAGGAGGAUGAUAUUUUGCGGAAGGCUGUUGAGCGUUUUAAAGGAAAGAAUUGGAAAAAAAUAGCGGAGUGUUUCAAGGAUAGGACUGAUGUACAAUGCCUGCAUAGGUGGCAAAAAGUUUUAAAUCCAGAACUAAUCAAAGGUCCUUGGUCCAAAGAGGAAGAUGAAACAAUCGUUGAUUUAGUAAACAAAUACGGGCCUAAAAAGUGGUCUACUAUAGCACAACAUUUACCUGGACGUAUUGGUAAGCAAUGUCGAGAAAGGUGGCAUAAUCAUCUUAAUCCUUCUAUAAAUAAGGAAGCAUGGACGCAGGAAGAAGAGUUAGCUCUAAUACAUGCUCAUCAGAUUUAUGGGAAUAGAUGGGCAGAAUUAUCAAAGUUUUUGCCUGGAAGGACAGACAAUGCAAUAAAGAACCACUGGAAUAGUUCUGUCAAAAAGAAAUUAGAUUCUUACUUAACGUCGGGCUUGCUUGCUCAGUUUCAAAAUGUACAACUUGUUGGAAAUCCAAAUCAACCUAAUUCUUCAUCCUGUGCAAGGUUGCAGUUUAGUGUAGAUGAUAACGGUCCUAGGGGGGCUGAAGGUGAGGAAGUUUCACAGUGUAGCCAGGAAUCAGUUAAUGCUGAUAACUUUCCGUCUAGCAGAGAGUUGAGAAUUGUUGUUAUGCAAAAUGGAGAAGAGUACAUUGCAAAUGAAGAAUCUAAUCAAGCAUCGUGUUCAGAGCCAUAUUACUUGUCUCUGGAUGAUGUUACUUGCCAAGAAUCAUAUGAGCAGAAAUAUUCAAACCAAGCCGGAAGUUCCUCCGCUAAUGUGGAUUACCAAUUUAAUUUACAUGCUUUGCCCAACAUUUCCUCGCUUGACUUUGGGCAGGAAUCAUCUCAGUUGCAAAAUGAUUCGUUAGCUCCUAGUGAAAGUCAUAACAUGAUGAUUGUUCCAUAUGAAUAUCAGCCUUCAUCUAUGGACAAUGUUGAAGGAGAACAAAACAUGUUGGUAACUAAUGAUGAAUGUAGCAGAUUCCUGUUUUCAGAGGCAAUGAGUGAUGAAUGCUUUUCCUCGGGAGGAGUAAAUAAUGUUGACAUGUCUAGAUGCACUUCAUCUCUUUGUCAGUCAUCUAGUGGCAGGAUGGAGAUGUAUGCUGUCGAAGGCAAUCCGUUUGUAGGCUCUGAGGAUCAACAAUGUGUCUCGAGAGAACAUGAUGGCUUGAUUUAUGCCAAUGAUAACAAUAGAUUUGAAGAUAUUGGGAAAGAUGCAAAUUUAAAAUUGGUCCCUGUAAAUAGUUCUGGCCGUGGAUCGGAUACAAUGCAAACUUGCUAUCCAAUUGAUGAAAAAGAAAAGAUACAUAUAAAACAGGAGGAAGCAGGAGGAAAACUGUGUUAUGAACCACCUCGUUUUCCAAGCCUGGAUAUACCCUUCAUGAGCUGUGAUCUUAUACAGUCUGGCGAUAUGCAACAAGAAUUCAGUCCCUUAGGCAUCCGCCAGUUUAUGAUGUCUUCUAUGAACUGUCUUACUCCUUUCAGACUGUGGGACUCUCCUUCUCGCAUUGAUAGUCCAAAGGCUUUGUUAAAAAGUGCUGCUAAAACUUUUACUAGUACACCAUCCAUAAUGAAGAAGAAACGAAACCGAGACCUUUUAACUCCACUAUCAGAUAGAAGAAUGGAGAAGAAACAUGAGAUUGACAUGACAUCAACUUUGAUUACAAACUUUUCUCGUUUGGAUGUCAUGUUUGAUGAUAAUGAGGCUCAAGGUAUUGAAGAUGAUAAAGAAAAUUGUAGACCAGCUUUUAAGGUAGAAGAGAAAAGUAACUCUCAGAAGAAGAUUGAGCAGUCUCCUCUCGAUGCCGAUUCUAAGAUGAAGGAUGAUAUUGAUCCCGUUGCUGAAAUAGUACAACAGCCUUCUGGAGUUUUGGUUGAACAUGAUAUCAAUGAUCCGUCGUUGUAUUCUCCUAGUCAAAUUGGUUUGAAAUCAGACAUAGUUCUUAGUUUAAGUGCUAGAAGUCAUAAAAAGCCAGCUUCAAGAUUUAACUCUCCCUGCGUUCGAUUAAAGGAACAUGAAAGACUCUCAGUUUCUGUUACUUGUGUACAAUCCGUAUGUUCGUCAUCAGGCCCAGGAGAGAAUAUGGGCGAUCAAACCGGAAACGAUGGUGGUUUUGAAAGAAAUAACAUUUUUGGCGGAACACCUUACAGGAAAAGCUUCGAAUCACCUUCGGCAUGGAAAUCCCCCCUGUUCUUCAGCACCUUUUUGUCUAGCCCCAGGAUUGAUACUGAAAUUACAAUUGAGGACUAUGGAUGUUUCUUUAGCCCGGGCGAUAAAAGCUAUGAUGCAAUGGGAUGGAUGCAACAGAUUGGCGAACACACUGCUGCUCAAUAUGCCGAUGCUCUAGAGGUUUUGGAAAAUGAAACUCCAAAGGCACUACCAAAAGAUGCAUCCGGAGACAACCAAGAAAACAUCGAUCCUCAUAAUCAGCCUGAAAACCAUUCUAACUUGGCUUCAAAUGCUUUGGUGGAGCGACGCAUGCUUGACUUCAGCGAAUGUGGAUCUCCAGGGAAGGGUGAUAAUGGUAAAUCUUCAGUUAUGAACAUUUCAAGUCCUUCUUCGUAUUUGUUGAAUGGCUGUAGAUAG
Messenger RNA from Lathyrus sativus (Indian pea), 2730 nucleotides. NCBI's taxonomy places the organism in Eukaryota, Viridiplantae, Streptophyta, Magnoliopsida, Fabales, Fabaceae. The record is from the annotation of a GenBank genome assembly.